This is a messenger RNA of Manihot esculenta (cassava), 3150 nucleotides long. Its product is annotated as probable linoleate 9S-lipoxygenase 5. Gene Ontology annotation, molecular function: metal ion binding; protein binding; oxidoreductase activity, acting on single donors with incorporation of molecular oxygen, incorporation of two atoms of oxygen. The coding region runs from base 424 to 3042 and encodes 872 amino acids. The transcript has 9 exons. Gene Ontology annotation, biological process: lipid oxidation. The record is from RefSeq and is a predicted model, not a curated record. Lineage: Eukaryota; Viridiplantae; Streptophyta; Magnoliopsida; Malpighiales; Euphorbiaceae.
UUGGAAAGCCAUAGAGUUUAAGCAAGUAAAGAUUCAAGAAAUCAACCAAAAUAUUAAUCUCAAACACGCAAACCCACACCACAGGCAAAAUCCCUCCAAAAUUCACUAUUUCUCCCGGUCCUUCAUUCGAAUCUACACUUUAGCUUCGCAUCUGGACCUCGCCUUAUAUCCAAACCUUUCUCAUCUCCCGCUGUUCACCGGCUGCAAUCCAACCCAUUCACAUGCCCAAAGUUUUUUCUAUUUUUUUUAUUAGCUUCUCCCCCCCCCCCCCCCCCCCCCCCAAAUUAGCCUAUUAUUAAAUUUCCGUACUCUGCCUAUAUAUGUUAUUCUUUAACUGCCAUUCCAUUCAACGUACACUCUGCUCUCUAUGUUAUUCUCUUUCCCUUUUUUGAGCUCUUUUCAGGGUAUUGUUCCGACUCAGAGAUGUUGCAGAAAGUUAUGGAAGUGUUCUGCGGUCCGCCUAAAACUAAAGCCAAAAGCACAGCAGAAGGAGGACGGAAGAUCAAAGGGAAAGUAUUGUUGAUGAAGAAAAAUGUUCUCGACUUUAAUGACAUUAAGGCUUCAUGUCUUGAUCGGUUUUACGAGUUGUUUGGCAAAGGCGUGUCCGUACAGCUUAUUAGCUCUGUCCGUAAAGACCCAGCAAAUGAGCUGCGAGGGAGGCUUGGAAAGGCAGCAUACUUGGAGAAAUGGGUAAGUGGAAUUACCACAAUAACAGCUGGAGAGACGGAGUUCGACGUUAGCUUCGACUGGGAUGAAAGCAUGGGGGUCCCUGGGGCUUUCAUUAUUAAAAAUCAUCAUCAUAGCCAGUUCUAUCUCAAGACAGUCACGUUAGAUGAUGUUCCUGGACAUGGGAGGCUACAUUUUGUUUGCAACUCCUGGGUCUAUCCAACCCAUCGUUACAAGUAUCAUCGAGUGUUCUUCUCCAACAAGACCUACCUUCCAUGCCACACACCCGAUACUUUACGCAAAUAUAGAGAAGAAGAACUCAUAAAUCUGCGUGGAGAUGGAAAAGGGGAGCUAAAGGAGUGGGAUAGAGUGUAUGACUAUGCUUACUACAAUGAUUUGGGAAGUCCAGAUAAGGGUGAAGAUUAUGCACGCCCUGUUCUUGGCGGAUCACAACAGUAUCCAUAUCCUCGAAGAGGAAGAACUGGUCGAAAACCAACAAAAACAGACCCCAAUUCUGAGAGCAGAUUGCCGCUUCUAAGUCUAAAUAUAUAUGUUCCAAGAGAUGAAUGUUUUUCUCAAUUGAAAUUUUCAGACUUUCUUGCCUAUGCUCUGAAAUCCUUGGUUCAAGUUUUAAUUCCAGAGUUCAAAUCGUUAUGUAACAAGACUAUCAACGAGUUUGAUUCCUUUGAAGAUGUUCAUAAUCUCUAUGAAGGGGGCAUUAGCCUUUCAAGUGCCAUCACAACAAAAAAGUUAAGGAAAAACAUCCCAUGGGAGAUGUUCAAGGAACUCUUGCGUGAUGAUGGUGAACUAUUAUUCAAAUUCCCAACGCCAGAUGUGAUCAAAGUGGAUAAGUCUGCUUGGAGGACAGAUGAGGAGUUUGGACGAGAAAUGCUUGCUGGUGUCAACCCAGUCAUCAUCAGUCGCCUUCGGGAGUUUCCUCCUAAAAGCAAGCUAGACCCUAAAGAAUUUGGGAACCAUACUAGCACAAUAACAGAAGGACAAAUGGAAGAGAACAUGAAUGGGCUCACAGUAGAUCAAGCAAUAAAAAGCAAUAGACUGUUUAUAUUAGAUCACCAUGAUGCCUUGAUGCCAUACCUGACAAAGAUAAACUCAACAACCACAAAGACUUACGCUACAAGGACAGUCCUUUUAUUGCAAGAUGAUGGGACAUUGAAACCAUUGGCUAUUGAAUUAAGUCUACCACAUCCACAAGGGCAACGGCAUGGUGCUGUCAGCAAAGUUUUCACUCCAGCAGAAGAUGGCGUUGAAGGCUCAGUGUGGCAGCUGGCCAAAGCAUAUGCUGCUGUAAAUGAUUCUGGAUACCAUCAGCUCAUUAGCCACUGGCUAAACACCCAUGCUGUAAUAGAGCCAUUCGUAAUUGCCACAAAUAGACAAUUGAGUGUUCUUCAUCCAAUAUAUAAACUUCUGCAACCCCACUUCCGCGAUACAAUGCACAUAAAUGCCCUAGCUAGGCAAAUCCUGAUCAACGCUGGAGGGGUACUCGAGAAUACUGUCUUUCCAGCGAAAUAUGCCAUGGAACUGUCUGCCAUUGUUUACAAGAGUUGGGUUUUCCCAGAGCAGGCGCUCCCUGCGGAUCUGCUUAAGAGAGGAGUAGCAGUUCCAGAUCCAAGUCAGCCACAUGGACUCAAACUUCUUAUAGAAGAUUACCCUUAUGCUGUUGAUGGUUUAGAAAUUUGGUCUGCAAUCAAAACUUGGGUUGAGGAAUAUUGUGCUUUCUACUACCCAACAAAUGAGAUGGUUCAAGAUGACAAUGAAUUGCAGUCAUGGUGGACAGAAAUUCGCAACGUUGGUCACGGUGACAAGAAAGAUGAACCAUGGUGGCCUGAGAUGCAAACACAAUAUGAUCUUACACAAACAUGCACUAUUAUCAUAUGGAUAGCUUCAGCCCUCCAUGCAGCUGUGAAUUUUGGGCAGUACCCUUAUGCUGGCUAUCUCCCUAACCGUCCAACUGUAAGUCGCCGUUUCAUGCCUGAGCCAGGCACCCCUGAGUAUGAUGAACUGGAAAGAGACCCAGACCUUGUCUUCCUUAAAACAAUAACAGCACAACUACAAACCCUUCUUGGUGUGUCCCUCAUUGAGAUUUUAUCAAGGCAUUCGACUGAUGAGGUCUACCUUGGGCAGAGAGAUACUACUGAGUGGACUUCAGAUCCUGAACCAAAAGCAGCAUUUGAAAGAUUUGCAAAAAAUCUAGAAGAAAUUGAGAAGAAAAUUAUAGAUAUGAACAACGAUAAGAAAUGGAAGAACAGAGUUGGGCCAGUGAAGGUGCCUUACACCUUACUUUAUCCUAACACCACAGAUUACUCUAAAGAGGGCGGACUUACUGGGAAGGGAAUUCCCAACAGUAUCUCUAUAUAAUUUUAGAUCAAUCAGCCAUUAAAAAGUUGUAAUUCCCAAGUGAAUUCUAUUUGGUCAAGGGCAAUAGACCUAUACUGGAACUCUUGCCUGAUAUGGGCUUUAAUGCAA